AUGAACGCCAAGAGGAAGAAGCACCAAGUUAAUACCACAGUCAACCACAAGUCGGUCACUUUCAAUCACCUCAAAGACGAUGAACUUCUCAUCAUAUUUUCGUAUUUAGAUUUAAGACAACAGUUCACUGCAAUGGCUGUCUGUAAGCGCUGGAACUGUUUGGUUCAAUGGAUACUACGGGUCCGCAAAUCAUUGAGUUUUGUGGACGACACCAAAGAUCUGUCCGAUUGGCAUCAGGACCGCUGGUAUGAACUGACAACCCGUCCCACUCACUAUGAAAGAGUUGCUUUCAGUUCUGUCACACAACUCGUGUCACACAUCGUCAGGAAAAGUCCGAACCUCAAGAGUCUGGAUAUGGAGUGCUUCACAAUUAACUCCAAAGCAAUAGACCUCUUGGCCACCAAUUGUCUCAAACUCGAGAGACUCAAUCUGGACAGCANUUCUGUCACACAACUCGUGUCACACAUCGUCAGGAAAAGUCCGAACCUCAAGAGUCUGGAUAUGGAGUGCUUCACAAUUAACUCCAAAGCAAUAGACCUCUUGGCCACCAAUUGUCUCAAACUCGAGAGACUCAAUCUGGACAGCAGUACAGGAUUCACACCACAAGUGGGCCGUUACUUUCAAACUCAUUUUGAUUGUUUGAAAUACUUGAACGUCUCAUGUGUUUCAGACAUUACGGAAAGUUUUGUUUCAAGAGUCUUGCGAUCAAAACUCAAUUUGGUUGCACUCAAUAUCUGCGGGACUCUCAUCACAGGAGAAUGUCUUUCCCUUUUGCCGCAAAGCCUUGAAUACCUCAACAUAUCUUACUGUUGGAGCCUAAAAGAGUCGACCAUUUCAACACUGGUCUCAUCCCAAUGUCAGAAACUCAAGCAUUUGGUGGCAAACAAUUUCGACUUCCCGUCGAGUGACCAGUCGCUGACAGAUAUUUGUAAUAAAUUCCAAGAAUUACAAUGUCUUGACAUGAGUUAUGGGAAGUGCACUGAAAGGGAGUUCCAUAUGAGUCCCUUUUCAACCCAUGGCUUCUCAUCAAUUGCAAGACUCAAACAAUUGGUGAGUUUGACGAUUAGAAAGAUUAUCCAAAGCUGUCAUCUUCUCCGCCAUUUAGUCAUUGACAUGAGAACCGAGACAACUGUCACUGACUUCUCAAUCACUUUGAUCCCCAAAUAUUCACCACUUUUGGAAACUCUGGAAAUCAGUGGAAACAGAGCCAUAAGUGACAGCGCAGUCAUCACUGCCAUCACUGGACUGACUCGUCUCAAGAAAUUAUUUCUGUUUGAGAUGAGUGUCACCGACGAUGUCGUGGAUUUCGUGGCCAAGAAUUGCCAUCAGUUGAGAAAAUUAAAUGUCAACCGAUGCCAUCGCAUCUCAAAGUUGUCUUUAUUGGCGUUCAUCGAGAAGGCAAAGAAAAUUCCCCAACAAAAGUUCCACUUCGAAGCCAUCAAUACAAGAAUUUUUAUCAAAACUGUAGUCAAGAAUCGUGUCCUACAGAUGAAGGAUUUGCCCACAAAUAUAGCAUUCAAAUUCAUCGGAAGUGUUAGUCCGGACUCGACUCCGGAGAUGACUGGAUGUACUCAUAUAUACAGUAUCCAUGCAUUCAAACACUACUAUUGA
Molecule: messenger RNA, 1611 nt
Organism: Oppiella nova
Lineage: Eukaryota; Metazoa; Arthropoda; Arachnida; Sarcoptiformes; Oppiidae
Source: the annotation of a GenBank genome assembly